Molecule: messenger RNA, 2169 nt
Organism: Pezoporus flaviventris
Lineage: Eukaryota; Metazoa; Chordata; Aves; Psittaciformes; Psittacidae
Gene: IRX3
Product: iroquois homeobox 3
Exons: 3
Coding region: 470-1846 (458 amino acids)
Biological process (GO): cell development; regulation of transcription by RNA polymerase II; neuron differentiation
Cellular component (GO): nucleus
Molecular function (GO): DNA-binding transcription factor activity, RNA polymerase II-specific; RNA polymerase II cis-regulatory region sequence-specific DNA binding
Source: RefSeq, a predicted model, not a curated record
GGGGGGGGGGGGCAGCAGCUAGUGACAAACCCGGCGAGAGCGAGCUUUGGGCAUGAGAGAGAGAGGGAAGCAGAGGGAGAGAGAGACUUAAAAGAAAUAGGAGGGGCUUGUGAGAGACUAGAAAUGUCAAUCAGAGCCCAGAGUCCCAAUAAUCUCAGGCAAUCUGUUAGGACCUGACCUGGGUCCACUCAGAUCAAUAGGAAAACUGAGAGAAGAAAGAAGCGAUCGGAUCGUUUACCGCGGCGGCCGAAGGCAGGAGGGAGCCCGCGGCCUCCGCGCAUCCCCGGUUCCCCCCUCCAUGUCCACCGGAGUUUGCAGGAGGCGCUGAAAGUGUGGGCGGCCGGCGAGGGCAAGCGACCCGGCUCCCUCCUCCGCUGCCGGCCCUGCUACUUUCUCCCUUUUCUUUCCCUUCUUCCUCUUUUCUCCCCCCCUCCUCCUUUCCCCCCUCCCCUGCCCCCGCUCCCACACCAUGUCUUUCCCCCAGCUGGGCUACCAGUACAUCAGGCCGAUUUACCCAGCGGAGCGCCCGGGGAGCGGCGGCUCUCGCAGCGGCGCCGAGCUGGCCCCGUCCGGGACUCUCUCCAACGUGCUCUCCUCCAUGUACAGCGCGCCCUACGCCGCCGCUGCUGCCGCCGCCCAGAGCUACGGAGCGUUCCUGCCCUACGCCGCCGAGCUGCCCAUCUUCCCCCAGCUGGGCGCCCAGUACGAGCUGAAGGAGAGCCCGGGGGUGCAGCACGCAGCUUUCCCCCACCACCACCCCGCCUUCUACCCCUACGGGCAGUACCAGUUCGGGGACCCGUCGCGGCCCAAGAAUGCCACCCGGGAGAGCACCAGCACCCUCAAGGCCUGGCUCAAUGAGCACCGGAAAAACCCCUACCCCACCAAGGGCGAGAAGAUCAUGCUGGCUAUCAUCACCAAAAUGACCCUCACCCAGGUCUCCACCUGGUUCGCCAAUGCACGGCGGAGGCUCAAAAAGGAGAACAAAAUGACCUGGGCCCCCCGAAGCAGAACGGACGAGGAGGGCAACUCCUACGGGAGCGAUCACGAGGGGGAAGAGGACAAGCGGGAGGACGAGGAAGAGAUCGACCUGGAGAACAUCGACACCGAGAACAUCGAGAGCAACAAGGACGACCUGGAGGACGAGCUGCAGGACGCCGACCUCCUGCACUCCGACUCCAAGACCGACUCGGAGGGCUCCGAGGGCUUCGAGGACCUGCCCAGCUCCGAGGAGCGCUUCGUCAAGGCCGCCGAGGGGGAGCCGCACCAUCUCCGCCACCACCACCUCCACCACCACCAUCAUCACCAUCACAAGUGCGAGCUCCCCUCCGCAGCCCUGGAGCCCCUCAAGCCGCCCCUGCAGCAGCCGCACCACCAGCUCUCGCCCCCCUCCUCUGCCUCUUCCUCCGCCGCCUCCUCCCCGACGGACGGCGCUUUGGCCGGUACCCUGCCGAAGCCCAAGAUCUGGUCGCUGGCUGAGACGGCCACCAGCCCGGACAACCCCCGCAAGUCUCCCGGCGGCGGCUCCCCGCCCGCAGCCGCCCCGCUGCCGCUGCCCCCUCCGCCGCCGCCCCACAGACUCGUCUCCUCUUGCCCCCUGAGCAAGUUCUCCAACUGGACCAACCGCGCCUUCCCGGCCCACCACCACCAUCACCACCCGGCCCCCCACCCGCUGGCCUUACUGAACACCCCCCACCUCCUGGGGCUGGGGGCAGCUCCCGCCGCUCCCCCCGCCGCCACCUUCCCGCGGCCCGCGGCCCAGGCGCAGAGCGCGGAGCCCGCCGGAGCAGGCCCCAGAACCAACUUGAUGCCGCUAUGGUUCUAUCGGCGUUGUCAUCAUCAUAGUUAAUUUUUUGUAAUUGUUGUUGUAAUGACUGUAAAAACAAAACAAAAAAAAUAAUCUCUGUAUAGUUACAACUUGUAAGCAUGUCCGUAUAUUAAAACUAAAAAGGAAAAAAAAAAUAUACCCGCUUCUGUACUACCACCUGGAUUAGCUGAGUAUGUGAGGUUUUUUGGAAGUCCAGUGAGAAAUAGGUGUUUCGAUUUUUUUUUUUUUUGGUUGUUGUUGUUUGUUUUUGUACAUACAGUAAAAAUGUACAUACGUGUGAACCAAAUUGUACAAGAAAGUAUAUAUUUUUGGCUAAUAAAUAAACUGUUGCCACUUUGACUACA